AAGAGUUGCUCAGAUUAAUUGGGUGUCAACCUGAAACAUCUUCAAAAGAAGAAGUGUCUUUGUUAUUAUUUACUUUUAAUAAUAAAUCAAAAAUUAUUUUAACUAAACAAUUAACAAACGUAUUAAAAUACAACAAUACACCUAAUAUUUCAAAACAUCAAAUAACGAAAAAUUACGCAACCACAUCAAUAUUUAUAAAACCACCUGUAAAUAAGAUUAGUUUAAAUACCUUAAGCGAUAAUCUAAAAGCCACUUCUCAGCCUAAACGUGUAGGUCGUGGGCCUGCAUCAGGUGUGGGCAAAACAAGUGGAAGAGGACAAAAAGGACAAAAAGCAAGAGGCGGUACUCGCAAUCCAAGAAGAGGAUUUGAAGGUGGUCAAACGCCUAUUACUAAAGCUUUUCCAAAACGUGGAUUUCAUAAUUAG
This is a messenger RNA of Entrophospora sp. SA101, 425 nucleotides long. NCBI's taxonomy places the organism in Eukaryota, Fungi, Glomeromycota, Glomeromycetes, Entrophosporales, Entrophosporaceae. The record is from the annotation of a GenBank genome assembly.